AUGCAGUCGCUUGCGAGCUCGUUCGCGCGCAUCAGCCUCUCGGCCCGACCAGCACUCGCCCGCGCCGCACCCCUCGCGUCCACCUCCCGCCUCGUCCUCCCCCCUUCCUCCUCCUCGCUCCCUCGACUCGCCGCCUCGCCCCGCACCUUCUCGACCUCGAGCCCGGCCCAGGCGACCUUGAACCAGGUGACGCGUGGCGCCCGCAAGCUCGUGCGGCGGCAGAACAAGACGCCCGCGCUCGAGGGCUGCUACCAGAAGAAGGGCGUCUGCAGCAAGGUCUACACCGUCAAGCCCCGCAAGCCCAACAGUGCCGUGCGCAAGGUCGCCAAGGUCAAGCUCAGCACCGGCCGCGCCGUCAUCGCCUACAUCCCGGGCGAGGGCCACAAUUUGCAGGAGCACUCGGUCGUCCUCGUGCGCGGCGGACGCACCCAGGACUUGCCCGGAGCCAAGUACAAGAUCGUGCGCGGCGCGCUCGACCUCGGAGGAGUUGCCGGCCGGGCCGUCUCGAGGAGCAAGUACGGCACCAAGAAGCCGAAGAAGUAG
Molecule: messenger RNA, 543 nt
Organism: Rhodotorula graminis WP1
Lineage: Eukaryota; Fungi; Basidiomycota; Microbotryomycetes; Sporidiobolales; Sporidiobolaceae
Exons: 3
Coding region: 1-543 (180 amino acids)
Biological process (GO): translation
Cellular component (GO): small ribosomal subunit; ribosome
Molecular function (GO): structural constituent of ribosome
Source: RefSeq, a predicted model, not a curated record